AUAAAGAUUUGAUAAGCAUUCCGUAUGCAUUAUCCAACCCAGUCUGAAUAAAAUACGCAUGAUAAUUAAUGUUAUUAUUGAAUACUCAUACAAUAUGCGAUUAACUAGACUGUGAUUAUAAAAAAUUUCGAUCACUGUCUCACACCAAGUGCUAACCACGUCUAAGGUGGUACCAGUUCGCUCUGUAUGCUGCAGCAUGCUGUCUUGCUUAAAAAUAACUAACUAGCAAUUAAUACAAAAGCAUAGUACAACUAUAAAUGUUGCAACAAAAAAAAAAAUAAUAACAAAUUAAAUUUUAUCUUUUUUUUACCAUCACAGUAAUAGAAUAACUCUUUUAUGUACAAAAUUUUUUUUAAUUACACAUUUUUUUUGAUCAAUCAAUUUGGUGCUGGAUUAUAAGUGUUUAUAAAUGAUGGAUACUGCUCGAAAGAAAUCCAGCUACAGACAAAUAUUUGCCGCUCUAACAGCAAAUCUUGUUACUUUUGCAUAUGGCGUUUAUACUGGAUGGCCUGCGACGGUUCAACCACUUCUUCAAUCUUCAAAUACACCUCUUGAUGUAGUGCUCUCAGAUGAAUCAAUCUCCUGGUCAUGUAGUUUAGGGUAUAUGAGUGCUAUACUUGGAACAUUAAUAUGGGGAGUUUUAGCGGACAAAUUCGGACGAAAAAUCACUGGAUAUCUGACAAUGGCACCAUUUCUAGUGGGUUGGAUCAUCAUCAUGACAAGCAAAUCAGAGUAUUUAUUAUUGUUGGCUAGAUUUUUGGGUGGCCUCGGUGGCAGUGGAGCGGCUAUUAACAGUCCUAUGUUUGUUGGAGAAAUCAGCGAUGAAAGUAUGAACGCGAUUUUGGGAUCUUUAUUUAUACUAAUGUACAACGCUGGCGUCUUGUACGUAUAUGUAUUUGGCACGUUCAUGAACUAUGUGUACUUAAAUAUAGCUUGUCUAGCAGUAUCUGUAGCGUUUAUGGUAAUUUGGUACUAUAUUCCGGAAUCACCUACCUGUCUCGUAAGAAAAAAUAAUAUUUCUGAAGCCAGAGAGUCUCUUAAAUGGUUCAGAGGUACUACUAAUGACAAGGAAGUAGAAACGGAACUAGAAUCGCUUUCAAUGCGAAGCGAUCAGGUGUGCACAGCUUCAAUAGGCGACUACUUGGAAACAAGUACAAUUAAAGCUUUGAUCAUAGGUUUCAUAUUUCAAACUGGUACCCAAUUGUGUGGUAUUAACGUUAUACUGAUGUACGCAGUAGACAUAUUCAAUCAGAGCGGAAGUACUCUGUCACCGGAAAUGUGUACAAUGUUGGUAGGAUUUGUUCAGGUACUCGGAUCCGUCGUAGCUUGUUUCGUCGUAACAAAAGCUGAUAGAAAGUUUUUUUUGAUUAGUACAUACAUAAUAGCUGCCGUUUCUCUUUACAUAAUUGGCGGGUGCUUUUAUGCCAAAUUUUUAGACAAUACUGUAAACACAGGCAUUUUACCCGUACUGUGCUUGUCAAUGCAUGUGAUUGCAUUUUCUAUUGGACUUGGAAUGGUACCCUAUAUUAUUUAUACAGAAAUUUUCUCACCAAAUGUUCGGAACGUUUGCAUGUCCGGAUUAAUGUUCUGGAAUAACGUCCUGGGAUUCGGCGUUAUCAAAGCAUAUCCAUAUUUAUUAAACAGCUUGCACAUAUCCGGGUGUUUCUGGUUGUUUGCCAUGGCCUGCACUAUAAUUGUACCAAUCACAUACUUCUUUAUACCUGAGACGAAAGACAAAACUUACGACCAGAUUCAUAAUCAAUUGCAAUUAUGGUUUCCCGGAUUAAAUGAUAAAGCAAAAUCUGUGACUUCGUUGUCAGUCAACAGCACCAAAGUCGUUGUUGUGGAAUCUAGCGAUAAAAAAGUAUACAUGGAAAAUAACCAACAAUGCUGCAGCGAACCAUAAAAUAAAAAAUAACAAUUUAGAACAUAUUCGUUCCUUUAUCAUAUGGAGCUCAAUAUCAAUCACUC
Daktulosphaira vitifoliae (grape phylloxera) is the source of this 1971-nucleotide messenger RNA. RefSeq names its product facilitated trehalose transporter Tret1-like. Gene Ontology annotation, cellular component: membrane. The coding region runs from base 410 to 1906 and encodes 498 amino acids. Gene Ontology annotation, biological process: transmembrane transport. The transcript has 2 exons. Gene Ontology annotation, molecular function: transmembrane transporter activity. NCBI's taxonomy places the organism in Eukaryota, Metazoa, Arthropoda, Insecta, Hemiptera, Phylloxeridae. The record is from RefSeq and is a predicted model, not a curated record.